CGCGCGCGCCUCAGCGCACAGCGUGGACUUGGAGACGUCUUGAAGAUUUACGCACGGCGCCGCUACAGACGCGAGCAUUUCAGAGGAACCCUGACCAAACUCCAUAAAACGUCACUCCUACAAGCAGUCCAUGGGCCAGCUCCUGCCAAACGUUUACAUUUUUUUUUAUCGAGGAUAACACUUUUCUUUUUCUUUCUUCUGUUUUUUUUUCUGUUUUUCUUUUUUUCCGGGGUGACUUCAAGAGCGAUGGAAACAGUCCUAACAGGAGUCAAACUCUGAAGAGCAGCCGCGAUUUCCCCCUUUUUUUUCUUCCAAAUAAUAGAGAUCAUUAAAAGAGAGGAUGAUCCCGCCGGCAAACACGAUUCAGGACGACAGCGGGGGCAACGAGGAGGACCGGGACCAGGAUGAGACGCCAAAAUCCCCAACGACGAGCAACAGCCAGAAGGAAACCAAGAAUACUGUGCGGCCCGAACAUCAAAAACGCAAGCUGCAAAGACUCAAACGCUCGCUGUCCUUCAAGACCAAGAGCAUUCGCAGCAAAAGCGCCGAUAAUUUCUUCCGGAACAGCAGCGAGAACAAGACGGAGCUCCUUUCGGACGUGAGCAGCAGCACGGGCCAUCUCUGCAACAUCGGGAUGGCUCCCCCGCACACCACCAACCUCCCCAUUCCCCCGGUGCCCCCUGCAAUCCCCUGUGCUCCUCCUCCGACGUCGCGCUCCCAGUCACGCAACCCACUGCAAGUAGACUCUGCGGGACACUGCUUCAUGGAGCACAUCUUCAAAAAGCCCACCUUCUGUGAUGUCUGCAACCACAUGAUUGUAGGCACGACGGCCAAGCAUGUGGUGUUCCUGGCGGGAAACACGGCGAAACAUGGCCUUCGUUGCAAAUCCUGCAAGAUGAGCCUCCACCACAAAUGUGAGAAUGGCGUUGGACAGCAGCGCUGCAUGGGGAAACUGCCAAAAGGCUUUCGGCGCUACUACAGCUCCCCACUACUGAUCCAGGAACAGUAUGGCUGCAUAAAAGAAGUUCUGCCCAUCGCCUGUGGCAACAAAGUGGAUCCAGUAUAUGAAGCAUUGAGGUUCGGAACAUCGCUGGCACAGAAGGCCAAGAGGGCCAGCGGCUCAGAUUCUCCAAACAGAAACUCAAUCAGUGAGUUGGAUAAGGUUUCUGAGGAAGUUCUGGCCCACAGCAGUAGACAGGAGCUGUCGAGAAAGCACAGCGAUGACGUUUUUACAGUUUUUGAAAAUGGGACAGAGCGUUACCACCUGACUGACAGAAAAUAUGAGGAUGGUUAUCCGAAUCAGCUGCAGAGGGAUAUGCUCAAGCUCAACACCUACGUGGCCUUGUAUGACUACGCUGCCCAAGGGAGCCAUGACCUGGAGAUGAGAGCUGGAGAUAGAAUUCUUUUGGUUGAUGACUCCAACAACGACUGGUGGAAAGGGGUAAUCGAAGACAGAAUUGGUUUCUUCCCAUCAGCCUUUGCUCAUCAGCUCCGAGCUGAAGAACAGGUCUUCAGGUGCAACAGGGCUUUUAUCGGCUGCAAGGAGCAAAGCCAGCUCACCUUGAAGAAGGGACAGAUCUGUGUCGGCAGUGAGAUAGAACGCAACGGCUUCAUCAGAGUGACGAGUGGAAAGAAGAGGGGUUACGUGCCCUGUGACGUCCUGGAGAUCAUCUGAGACAAAGCCAGCGAAGAAGAACCACAACAAGAUAGUGGGGGCGGAACAGGCCGCCCGAUGAGGAAAAAGUAAGGCAUCCGCUGCAGUGGAGGAACUUCACCUCAUCAGAGACUGAAGUUCAGACCCAACACGAGCGGUUGUGGUUUGUCACCGAGCACUUUGGUUUGCUGCAGGUCUCCCUUUCAGUACGGAGUCAAACCGAGAGACAACAAACUGCUUCUGGUUUCCUAGAAGGCAGGAGAUCACUGUGUCACUGAUUUGAUUGAACUUUAAAAUCUGAAUGUUUUUCCUGCGUUUCCCAUUCCUGCUCAGCGUUCUUCACCUCCAAUCUCUCUCCUUUUAUAAAAAAAAGGGCUGCCAGCUAGUGUUAUGGCUCAAAAACAAAUGCUUCUAAAGCUUUUAUUUUGUUUUCCAUGAAAAUGUUAGUCACAGUGCCAAGUUGCAACAAUAUUUACUUUCCUUUUUUUCACAUUCCAUUCAAUUUGCGACAGUUAUUGAAGUGAUUAUAAAAUGAAAACAAAGCACUUCAAAAUGUAUUCUGAUCAAUUAUAUUAAAAAAUUAAACUAUAAUUCCUGUGAGAUUAAAAAAUAAGUCCUUUUUUCCCUCAUGCAUGGUGAAGGCAAGGCAAGGCAAGGCAAGUUUAUUUGUAUAGCACAAUUCGUACACAAAGUAAUUCAAGGUGCUUCACAAAACAGAAAAAUGCAUUAA
Molecule: messenger RNA, 2384 nt
Organism: Oryzias latipes (Japanese medaka)
Lineage: Eukaryota; Metazoa; Chordata; Actinopteri; Beloniformes; Adrianichthyidae
Gene: stac
Product: SH3 and cysteine rich domain
Biological process (GO): skeletal muscle contraction; positive regulation of voltage-gated calcium channel activity; positive regulation of protein localization to plasma membrane
Molecular function (GO): transmembrane transporter binding
Source: RefSeq, a predicted model, not a curated record